CAGAAUUAUUGUGUCUUUCUGUCGCUCAAACAAAGUCUCUGCUGAAGAAUCGUUGUUUGUAGCAUCUCAACUAGGAAUUCGGUGAAAAGCAGAAAUUGCACCGCCACCCAUGGACUCAACUACGGAUAUGUGGAACUCCUCAGACCGAACGGUCUCCAUGCGAACGUUGGUUUAAUAAAGAAAAGACACAGCAAAGAAAAGCAAAAGAAAGGAAAUGUGACGGCGCUGCAGUGAAACUUUUUACAUGCUGUCAUGAACAUUGGCUGAAACAUGAGCUGGAAGGAGGGAAGGGAAGAAAAGCGUUGCGUGAUUUUCGGCGAAUCAGAAGCAGAAGGACGUGAAUAUAAGAGCGCCUGUUGAAUCAAACUCUUAGGUCUUUGAGGUGAAGAUCGAGAGAAACCGGUCGGCGGAUUUUGUUUCAUAUUCAAAAGCCAAAUUGUAUCCGCUGUUGAAGGAGAAUGAAGCGCAAGAACAACAGAGGGUACAAAGAGACGGUGUUUGAGAAGGAACACGUGAGCUUGGAUGACUUGAAAUACAAGUGUUUUGAAAACAAAUAUAUUAGGAAAAAUGUACCAUUGCUGUCAAUACCUGUGGAGUUCCAUGUUCCCAAAGUGACCCACGUUACAGACAGGAGAGGUCUUGAUGGAAUUAUUGAGAACGGAGGGUUCCAGGUACGAUGCAACGGAGAUCCUAGAGCUGGAAAAGGUUACGAUUUCCUCUGGUGGAGCCUCUUUAUUGGUGGGCAAGACAUUGCCAGGGCAGAGCGCCGGUUCCUGGAAGAGCGUUUCCCCAACAGGACACCUGCUCAGGCCAGCGAUCAAGAGCCGUUCCUGCACCGGUUGGCCACCUCGGUGGCCUUCCAGGAGGGCUCUCGCUUUGGGAAUUUCAAGUUCACCUUCCAGCUCUCUGAUCUGCUGCAUGAGUACAGCGAUCAGUUCUGUAACGGCAGGAAGCCCACUCUGAGGGUCUUUGAGACGGUGGUCUACAGACAGGAGAUCCUCUACUCUGUUGUGGUCCACCAUCCUCACGUCUAUUUAUUCGAUGAAUACCCACUUCUUGAAGAUAGCAGUGAUAGUAUAUGUGCUCUGAGAGGGUAUCACUUUAUCUGGCGCGCACAGGCAAUAAGUGACACCUACAAGUUCUUUGUGACGGAAGAUGACCGUUACAACGUCGUGUCUAUUGAAGAAAUGCCCAGAGAAGAGUAUUAUGUGUGGCAGAACGUGGCUCUGGCGUUUCACCUCCCGGUGGGGGACACCCUCGUCUUCAGUCACAAGCAGCUGCUUCGCAAACUCAGCGCCUGCGAACAAUUGCUUCCAAAGCUGUCCCGCGGUCCCUGGAUGAGUUUGGAGGACGCUGAAGAAGUGGUGGAAGACCUGAAGAGCUGAGCUGAGCUGAGAGAUACAGAGGAAGGUCCCCCACGAGGAACGCUGUGGCCAAACGGGGCUCGAAGGACCUUGAUCCAAAACGGUCGUCGCUUUUCUUAACGCUAUUAUACUUUUAGCUUAGCAAACACAUUUAUUCCCAUUGCUCUUGUAUGCAAAUGGAAUUUUUAACCCUUUCUGAAGUUUUCCUUCACCGAUCUCUGUUUUAUCUGCAAUCGGUUUCUUUUUUAAAAAUAAUUUGAAACAUGCUUGAUGGCGUCUUUAAUGUACCAAAUCAUUGUACUUUAAUAGAGCCAGAUGAGUCUUCUGUGACACAUUUUUACACGAAGGUGAUGUACUGUACUCUUUCUUUGACUGAACUCUGCCGCAGUACCGGUGAUGUGCAACUAACAUGUCAAUGUGUCUGUCCAUGAUUACAUGUAAUAAAAAUACGCUGAACCUC
Scleropages formosus (Asian bonytongue) is the source of this 1824-nucleotide messenger RNA. RefSeq lists its product as uncharacterized. Bases 459 to 1385 code for a protein of 308 amino acids. Lineage: Eukaryota; Metazoa; Chordata; Actinopteri; Osteoglossiformes; Osteoglossidae. The record is from RefSeq and is a predicted model, not a curated record. The transcript is spliced from 2 exons.